Molecule: messenger RNA, 652 nt
Organism: Rhopilema esculentum
Lineage: Eukaryota; Metazoa; Cnidaria; Scyphozoa; Rhizostomeae; Rhizostomatidae
Source: RefSeq, a predicted model, not a curated record
CUGAAAUUUAAAAAGCAAUUGGGUUCUUAAACUCUCAGAAAAAAUCUUUCUUAUUUGGAAAAUUGAUUAACUGUACCCGGUCAUUAUCAUGAAAUUGACGAAUUCCUAAUAUUUCUUGUUUUGUUUUCUUCUGCCGUAGGAUGGCCGUACAUCAGAUGAAAAGCAGAGGAGUGCAGAAGUUAUGUUAUGAUGUCAUUGACGAUAAAUACUUUGUUCCGACGGGCUUGCAUUUCUUCAAGUGUGUCAAAGAUCCAUGGUCGUUGAAUCAUAGCAAAAGCCAGAGAAGAUUAUAUUUUUUCAACAGAAGAACAGGAUCUUCGAUUUUUGAAUCGCCUGGUUAUGAUUCAGUUGCUGAUUACCAGUAUUGCCUUCAAAAUCGUCUUUACUGGCAUUGGCAAGACGAGGAGAAUGUUUACACACCAGGGCAAGAAAGCAUCAGCUUAGGGAAAGAAACUUUGUUAGACUUCAUUAAGAUUCAGGGAGAAAAGCUUGGUCUUGAGUGAACGCGAUGAAGAACAUAUUCUGCCAUUAGUGUGUGAAUGGCACCAAUGUACAGUUAAUUUAUGUUUAACAGAAAUUUGGUUUUGUAUAUUUUCGUAUUUCAUUGAAGCAAACAUGGUGUUUGACAAAAUCAUAGGAAGCGUGGUGAGAU